CGAAUUUCUCACAAACAGAAGAAACGAAGGAAAGAGAUCUGAUCGGAGAUGGCAUCGACUGCGGCGGUUCCGUUCUGGAGAGCGGCGGGUAUGACUUACAUAACCUAUUCAAACAUCUGUGCCAAUCUCGUGAGGAACUGUCUCAAGGAACCACACAGAGCUGAAGCCUUAACUCGCGAGAAGGUUCACUUCUCUCUAUCCAAAUGGGCUGAUGGGAAGGCUCAGAAACCUGUUUUGCGCUCAGAUGCACCUGCAGUUUGAGACUUUUACAAUUGAGAAACAAGUUUGAGCUAAUGAUGUGCUUAAGGAAUGCAAGAAACUGUUGUUAUCAAAGUUUUUAAUCUUCCUUUUAUUGUCAGCAAUGGAGCUUGAGUGAGAGAUAGACUCAUUCCAAUCAUAAUAAUGACUUUGUGUUUUCCGUUUCUUGUUUUGCAUCUAUUCAUCCUCUUUCAAAUUUUUGUAUGCAAAUAAUCAAAAUGAAGACUUCUCUUA
Capsella rubella is the source of this 492-nucleotide messenger RNA. Its product is annotated as ATP synthase subunit epsilon, mitochondrial. Gene Ontology annotation, cellular component: mitochondrial inner membrane. Gene Ontology annotation, biological process: proton motive force-driven mitochondrial ATP synthesis. The coding region runs from base 49 to 261 and encodes 70 amino acids. The transcript has 2 exons. NCBI's taxonomy places the organism in Eukaryota, Viridiplantae, Streptophyta, Magnoliopsida, Brassicales, Brassicaceae. The record is from RefSeq and is a predicted model, not a curated record. Gene Ontology annotation, molecular function: proton-transporting ATP synthase activity, rotational mechanism.